GUCAGAUGUUAUUCAAUAUGCAACGGUUGAUACACAGAGAGAUCAGCCAAGAGGAUCUUCUGAGGAGAUCAAAAUAUAUACAAAUUCCAAAAGCAGAUCUAGAGCUCACCAUAACACAGUUGAUUCUAUGCACAUUCCGUAGAAAUGGGUACGAAUUGUCAAUUGGAUUGUAUGGAAGAUUAAACAAAAUUUCCAAAAGGACAUCGAUCUGCUGCUGCUGCAAGUUGUUGCCACCUUUUCUGUGAGCUCUACAUGUGCAUAGAUCUAGCGAAUCCUAUAUCAUCCGUUUGCUCAAAUUCACUUUCUUCUUCGUCGUCGUGAAGGCUUCACCAACAGCCAGCUGCAGCUCUAGAUCUUUCUCGCUCACGUUGCAGACGGUAUCUUCGAUUCGAGGGACUAGCUCGCGGCCUUGUCCUUUUCCUGGAGCUCUGGAUCACCGGCUCGCUUGGUUUGUCUCCAUGUAAAAUUGCGUAGCGCUCGCAUUUUGUUGUAAAUCAUAUACGAGACAGGGAAUUUGUUGGCUCCUUCAGCAGCAAAGUUCACGGCCAUGAUCAAUGCCAUGAGCGGUUCCAGGAACAUCAUUGGCACCGACGACCACCUUGUGGCUUCUGAAGGCUAGCCCGAGGGCUGUCGAGUUCAACAAACCAAAGCUCCACCAUGAUCCCGUCUGCUGCUGGGCUCUGCAGCUUAUAAGACUUCCUCGCGGUAGGCAGGCAGGCCGGCGGGCGGGCACAGACGAUGUACAGGCGGAUCCGGACGAGCGAUCCGGGGAGAUCUGAUCAAUCGGAACUCAUAGCAUAUCGUCGCCAGGAAUUAUGCAGCUUGAUCAGGUGGCGAUAUUUCCCGAAUGUUUUUGCUGGUCGCCAGCAUUUUCAACUCGUUUACGAUGUGCUGCAUGGUGGGCGUGAUUGCAACUGCUGAUCACGCUCCUGGUCAGGGACUUGUCCCCUGAUUUUUCCAUCAUCUCCUGCAGCUGGUUCCCGGAACCUCAUGCUGCAUCCAACCCUCCUGUUCAUUGUACAGGCCUUAUAUCCACAACGAUCCGAGAUUCUGUACCAGAUCCGACAUUCUGGACCUUGAACGUCGCCCGUCAUCGAUCCGGGUCCACCUUCGGGAGCCCUGCCGGCCGAAGCCAGCAAGGCCGACACCCUUUUAUAUUCCGGGCUUGUCUUGACAUUCCUGUCGUGCUCUGAUCUGAUCCGCCAUAUUCACAAACUCCCAUCACUGUGACUGCAGACGGCUGGCUCAAGCCGCUGAAUCACAUCCACGCUCAUCGUGAAGCUUGUGCAGGACGUUUACUCGGACUCUGAUGAUUGAAGGCAUCCGAGCUCGCUGCAGCCAACAGUGGACCGUGGCCCCGCCUCCUCGAUGCUCCUCCAACUGACUCGUUGCACUCCGAACGAAGGUUUACUCCUAAACAAUUGCAGAUGAAGAUGCUUUCCGGUAAAAGUCAACAAUUGCUGCUCGUCUCGACAAGGACCUAUGGACGUAGAACCACUUGUGUAUGGACUCAGCAUACCCAUUUCUCAAAUACGACUUUUCUAGCUGACCAGACUGUUAGGUUUGUGUGUGUGAGCUCCGAGGUCAACUCCAGAGGAUGAUUCUCUCGCUUAAAUUCAGCCAACUCUCCUCGGACGGGGUCACGACGACCCCAAGUCAGUGCUGAGAAGAAUAUUGAGAAUGAUAAACAAUGACACUCGCCUUCAGAGUUGAAGAUCACAACUUUAGUGUGCAGCAGGCGAGAAACAUGUGGAUGCUUGGAGGGAAUUAAGAACCUUUUUAUUUGCAACUCUGGUUCAAGUUUGUCCAUACAUAUGGACGUCCAUACAUAUGGACGAAUCUCACGCUAGGGCACUGGUUUGGAUGAAUAUUACUUUGCUUAUGGAUGAAUACAAGAGUAGCAGCUACAGGUAUGAAGCAACAGUAGACCGACCUCAGCAAGCUCCUCAACCAAGUUAAACCCUUCAGGGUAAGCAUCGAUCAUAGUAUGAGGGUGUGUAGCUCUAACUCAUUCAUCAGGGCCAGCAGGUCGUUUCGAAGGAGGUGCAUUCCACCGGCAGGAUGGAGCAAUGUUGAUUUCGGCCAUUAUCUGCACUCACGUGCUUCUUCUCUCUUGUGGCUGUUGACUGGAAUGGGUGAGCGGCGGUAAAAGAAAGCCCAUGGAAUUUACCAUCAACCUCAUACUCCAGUGCUCAGUUCACGUGCAGUGCGUUCUGAGACCGCAGCGGAGAGAGGAUGAAGCUCAUACAGGAAGUGAGUCCCAUGACUCCGAUCUCCACUGUAUGUAAAACGGUGACAUGGCGCGCCGUCCAACUACUUUCGUGUAUCGCACUCUUCGCAGUUUUCCUUCUUGUGGACUGGAGAGGUCCGUCCCUUCAGUUCCAGUCAUGGAUCGGAGAGACGGAAUCUGCUACAACAGAUGCAGGUGUCCACUCUCGUGCCCAGCACAGCUUCGGCAGUGAGAACGUCCAGCUCGAAAGAGACUAUCUAUUUCUGCACAACUGGUCAGAUGACGAGCUUCUGCAGCGUGCUGAGGAGAUGGAGCUCCAGCUGCAGCUGCAGGGGGAAGGAGCACCAUCCAGCAUUUCGGAUCAUGACUCAGCCACGGACAAGCUAAACGGAGGAGCACGAGGAAUGCCUUCCAAAAUUGCCUUCCUCUUUCUGACAACCACCGGACUUGCACUGGAGCCACUCUGGAGAAGAUUUUUCCAGGGGCACGAGGGGCUUUACAACCUCUACGUUCACAGCGACCCUUCAUGGCUGCGAUAUCACGGCUCCCACCGGAACCUGGGCAUGUUCUGGGGGCGGACUGUGCCCAGCGCCGUGACCCAUCGCUCGGACCCAGACGUGGUGGCAGCAGAGCGCAGGCUCAUCGCCAAUGCACUUCAAGACGAUCGCAGCAACGAGUGGUUCGUCCUGGUUUCCGACACCUGCAUUCCCCUGCUCAGCUUCGGCUCCAUGUACCUUCGUCUGAAUGCAACCUCCAGCAGCUUCAUAGACUGCGGGAAGGGAGCUCCCGGGCCUAUGAUGAUGUCAAGGUACAGGGCUCGAGGAGAUCAAGCCAUGCUUCCGGAGGUUCCCUUCUCGGAGUUCAGGCUGGGCCUGCAGUUCUUUGCCAUUAGGAGAAGGCACGCCGUCAUGGUGAUUCGGGAUAGAAAGUAUUGGCCCAAAUUCAAUCAGCCUUGUGUUCGGCCGGCGUGCUAUCCUGACGAGCACUACAUCCAGACUGUGAUUGGAAAUCUGGACGAGCCUGCGUGCCAGGGGACUCCCACCUUUGUGAGCUGGAAUGGAAGCAAGGGAGGCCAUCCUCAGAGCUUCGGCAGAGAGGACAUCACCCCGAACCUCAUCCAAGCCUUGCAAGCUUCUCAGAAUGGUCGAUUCCUUUUCGCCAGGAAGUUCAAACGGGACGCUCUGGAACCUCUUCUGGCUCUCGAUGAUUUGCUCUUCGACAGAUCGAAUCCAUGAAGCCAUGCACGACCGCAUGAACUCAUGGCUCUUAAACCCCCGAUCGCCCUACUUGGAGUCUGGAUGAUGCAUGCGCUCGACGAGCUUCGAGAAUCCAAGCUGCAGGUCUCGAAAUGCACGUCUAAGUCACACACUGACAGACAUGAUAUAUCUGACAGGCAUUGCAGGCCAAAUUUCAGACACUACAAAGUCAAAUCCAUACGGGUGCCAUCACUGGUGUGAGAGAUAGGACAAAUUUUGUUUGGGAGGUUUAUGCAAAAAAACAUCUCCUCCGACUGAAAAUAUUGGAAGCUUGUUGAGUUCGCAUAGGCUGUAGCCAUCACUAGAAUUCGAGAGGUUACGCCACCUGUUUUGACAGUAUCACCCCUUGCCUGUGUACAUGUAUGGACACACUUCACGCUUGGACAGAGCUCGCAGCAAUGUCUAAAAUGGGGGAACAGAGCUUCAGAGUCAUUCCUCGGGUAAAUUGUCUCGUUUGCUACACCUACAGGCAUUAGAGAAGUCGCAAGACCGACAAGACAGCGCAGCUUUAGAACAGAUCAGUCGCUGGGCGAAAACUCACUAUUUGGGAUUCCGGACUCCAAAAAUCAGAACUCCCCUCGUGCAUCCGUGCACGCUGAUGCUCUGAAAUCAUUCGAAGUCCGAGCCGAGCUCGAGGUAAACUCAUGUCAUAGAAAAGCUUAAUACGACGUAACCUGAAAAGGUGUUGAUUUUUGACAGUCGAUCCAGUACACAGUGAACCCACCCUGCAUG
Molecule: messenger RNA, 4218 nt
Organism: Marchantia polymorpha subsp. ruderalis
Lineage: Eukaryota; Viridiplantae; Streptophyta; Marchantiopsida; Marchantiales; Marchantiaceae
Source: the annotation of a GenBank genome assembly